Molecule: messenger RNA, 2958 nt
Organism: Glarea lozoyensis ATCC 20868
Lineage: Eukaryota; Fungi; Ascomycota; Leotiomycetes; Helotiales; Helotiaceae
Product: Heme-dependent peroxidase
Exons: 4
Coding region: 1-2958 (985 amino acids)
Biological process (GO): response to oxidative stress
Molecular function (GO): heme binding; peroxidase activity
Source: RefSeq, a predicted model, not a curated record
AUGAAGAUCCGGUCGAUUUCUUCAGUAGCAGUUGCUGCGUUUUCAACGUUUAGUUAUGCGGUGCCGACAUGGCCGAAUGCUAUUGAUGAGUUGGAGGAUGUCAUGUUCUUGAAUACGGGCUACAAAAGUCGAGGAUUCUCAUCACAUAUAACGCCUUGUUCAUUUUCAGAAUUCGGACCGGGCCGUCAGACUGCGGCGGAAUGGCUUCGAGUGGGAUUCCACGAUAUGGCUACCACCAACGUCUUUUUCGAACCACACGGAGGUAUAGACGGGUCACUUGCAUUUGAGCUACAGAACGGAGAAAAUGUUGGAACCGGGUUUGCGUCCUCGUUGACGAUCUAUUCGGGCCAUUAUAAUAGUCGCUUAUCAGUAGCUGACAUGAUUGCACUUGGGGUUCAUGCAUCUGUCCGAGGAUGUGGUGGUCCUGUGGUACCGAUGCGUGGAGGGAGGAUCGACGCAACAGCUGCUGGACCAAUUGGGGUUCCACAACCUCAGAACGGACAGGGGACUUUUGUAAAUCAGUUUGCACGAAUGGGAUUUGGUAUCGUGGAUAUGAUACAGAUGACAGCAUGUGGCCAUGCCAUAGGAGGAGUUCACGCGGCGAAUAAUCCUCUAAUCGUUGCGCCGGGAACGGCUCCAGAUGAUUAUCAGCUCUUCGAUACGACUCUUGAAUUCGACAACAAGCUCGCUAUUCAAUAUGUAAAUGGCCCGAUUUCAGAUCCGUUGACUGUAGGGAUUUCAGUCAGGAAUACUAGGAAUUCGGAUUUUGCGGUUUUCACUGCGGAUAAGAAUGUUACUAUCAAAACUCUUCAGAACGUGGGGACUUUCAAUACCGUCUGUUCUAAUAUUCUUCAGAAGAUGAUCGAGACGGUCCCUCCGGAGUCGGUAUUGUCGGAUGUUAUUGCACCGUACGAAGUCAAGCCUAGUGGAAUACAACUCACUUUGUUAGCGGGUGGUAGUCAAAUCAAGUUUUCGGGCGAUAUCAGAGUCAGGACCACCAGUAGAACAGUUUCCAGUGUUUCAAUUACAUACAAAGACAGAAAUGGCGGGACUGGUGGUACGAUCACUACGACUUUGGCUGGUACAGCAAAUGGAUUUGACGACAGCUUUGCAUUCUACUCCUUCAACAAAACCUUCCCAGCAACAUCAUCAAUAUCAUCUUUCACCGUCUCCGUCGCCGAGUCCGGAGGUCUUACAACCACAUUCUCAAAUAAUGGUGCCGGCUUUCCAGUUCAAGAUUCUGUCAUCGUCCUCCUCCCACAAAGUUGUUCAACUAAUCGAAAUCUCCAAAUCACCGCCGCGGUCCGCACUGGCACACCCGCACCAACCCUAACACUCACCCAAAAGAUCCCAAGAGCAGGAGGAAUUCCCGUCCCUGCUUUAUCUACUUCUACUGCCACAAUGACCAAGGGAGUCACGGUAGGUGAAUAUGAGAUUUAUAGUGGCACCAUCGCUGUUUCUUCCCCGACCGGAGCGAAAUUUGGAGUUUCAAGUGGCAGUUUUGCGGAUGAUUUUAAGGAUGUUGAGUGGUUGGGAGGGACGUGUACGCCUUUUGAGGGGAGUUCGAGCAGUUCUUCGAGUAUGAGUAGUACGGCGUCCUCGAGCACGUCGAGCACUCCAAGUAGUACAAUUAGUAGCUUAAGUACUUUGAGUUCUUCGGCCAGUACUUCUUCCUCGAGUACUGUUUCAAGUUCGAGUACCACGAAGUCCUCCAGCACGUCAACUACCUCGAGUGCUACUACUCUAUCGACGAGUACUCUGAGCACGAGUUCUACCACCUUGAGUACUAGCACUUCGAAAUCCUCAGUCUCUACAACGAGCAGUUCGAGCACAAGCUCUAGUAGCUUGAGCUCAAGCACUUCCAAAUCCUCUACUAGUACCACUAGCAGUUCAAGCACAAGUUCAAUUGUCUCGAGCUCCAGCACUUCAAAAUCCUCGACUUCGACUACUAGUACUGCGAGUACGAGCUCGAGUACACCAAGUUCUAGUACCAAAAAACCAUCUACAACAUCCGCUAGUACCUCAACCUCAAGUCCUAGUAGUUCGAGCUCGAGUACUUCAAGACCUUUGACCAGCACUACUGGUACUUCAAGCACAAGUCCUAGUUCUUUCAGCUCUUCAACUCUAUCGACAUCUACAUUGACCUCGAGCACUUCAAAAUCUUCAAUUACUACUAGUAGUGCUCCAAGUUCCAGCACCUUGGGUACUAGUACUGCAAAACCCUCAACCUCGACGACAAUUACAAACCCUAGCACGUCGAAACCCUCGACCACAUCAACCUCCAGUUCCAGCACAACAACAGCCCCCUCAACACCAACCCACCCCUCAACUAUCCCCCCAUACACCUUCCAAGGCUGCUACACCGAACCCCCCAACACCCGCGCUCUAUCCCAAAAAAUCACUUUCGACUAUCCAGCUAUGACACUCGAUAAAUGCGCCGCCAGCUGCGCGGGGUAUGUGUUUUGGGGUGUGGAAUAUGGUGGGGAAUGUUACUGCGGCAACACCCUCUCACCAGGCUCAAACCCAGCUCCAGACUCCGACUGCAAUUUCAUCUGUCCAGGCGAUAAAUCACAGUACUGCGGUGCCGGCAACAGACUUUCAUUAUACCGCCUCACCAACCCACCUUCCCCUCCACCACCCCCCGCAAAACCAACUAUCCCAGCUACAUCGAACGGGUAUAACUACACAGGCUGCCACACCGAACCCCCCAACAUCCGGGCUCUGCCCGCCGCUUUGUACGCGAGUGACGAACUGACGGUGGAUCUCUGCGUGAGCUAUUGCAAAACCGCAGGAUACACCAUGGCAGGCGUAGAAUACGCCCGCGAAUGCUGGUGUGCGAACAGCUUAAGUGCGGGGAGUGAAUUAGUCGGGGACGACGAGUGUGAUAUGCAGUGCGCUGGGGAUGCGGGGGAGGGUUGUGGGGGUGGGAAUCGGGUUGGUGUUUAUGUGAGGAAUUAG